AAAAUUGCUCUUCGCAUGCAUCUCUGAUUAAUUGCACGCACACAUACAUGCACUCAUUCGCAUGCGUAGAUGCACACGGAUUGAUAUGCUUGUUCUCUGGACGCUGAUGUUUGUUUGCGAUGAAAGGAAUAUUUGCUUCUGCAGGCUGGAUGAAAUGUGACGCAUCGUAAUCCCGGUGACAGCUGCGGAAAGAUGAGCCACAGACAAGACAGAAAGAGAGAGAGACAGGCAGUGAACAUGAUUAGAAGGACUGCGCCGUGACUCAACCAGACGCAUAAAAAACAAGACGGGAAUGGAGACUGGAAACUUUCUCGCUGCGUCAAACUUCCUCUUUUAAAGCCCUAAACGGAGUGUUUUUGUCUCUAGUGCUUCAGUAAUGUGUUGUACCGCCAUCCCCGAAGUGUCGUCCUUCCUCUCAGGCGAGGUUACGGCAGGUUAACCGCCACCUGAGGCUUAGAGAGACUGAAGGGCCCGCGGCCCUCGCAGACCUUUGGGGAAAACGGCACCCGUGGAUCAUUUAUAGACUCGCUUGUGUGCAUGAGUGCUGUCAAUCACAGCCACUUCCUGUCUGUCACUUCCUGAUGUUGAUCUCUGGCAGACUAGAGGAGAUGUCUGACCCUCCGAACUGAGCUUGAGAACCGUAGACCUAUGCGUUUGAGUGUAUUUAUGUGCAUGAAAGACAAACAGAAGGACGCAGCGUGUGUGUUUCUAAGUUGCUCGUGGCAAUGGGGAGUUCUGCGUCGUCUCUGACCACGGACAGAGAAUCAGAUCACGGGUUCAGCACGGCUCCGUUCCCGCCGGCCGCUCCGAUGGGCUGGCUCAGGACUAGCCACAGCAGUCCGGUGUGGGGAACCACUUUCAUCACACGCCAGCAGCAGCAGCAGCCUAUCCCACAUAGAGAGCGCAGUCACUCUCAUUCUCCUGGUUCGAUGGCCGCAGUUGUGAGGAAUUCUGAUUGGUCAUGCGGUCGCUGCACCUUUCUUAACUCCAGCGGCUCCUUGCGCUGCUCUAUUUGUGAAGCUCCUCGGCAGAAGCCGGAUUUGAACCAUAUUUUGCGCCUCAGCAGUGCUGAGGAACCUCGCUGGUCCUGCCCCCGCUGCACUCUGACCAAUCACCAUGGAUUAGGCUCGUGUUCUGUGUGCGGAGCAGCUCCAGUUACACCCAACAGACCCCUCCCACCCAAGCAGCCCCCGCCGACUCCAGUAGAGCCCGCCUCCAGCCCAGAAGCCAAAGGUCAGGUAGCCAAUGGGGAGUCCCAGUGCGCCGAACCCAACGGGGAGGUGUCUGUAGGAGGGGAGGGGUCAUCAGAAUGGGCGUGUCCUCGCUGUACUUUAGUAAACACUCCGGUGGCGUUAUCGUGCUCGGCAUGCGGCGGUCCGAGGAAACUCUCCUUACCAAAAAUCCCUCCCGAAGCGCUAGUGGUCCCAGAAGUGCGCACACCCGUGGCGGGGUUUCCCACUCAAACGGCAGGAGCGUCCGCGCCACUACUCAUUGAUCUGACUGAAGAUUCUCCACCCCAAGCACCUUCCGAAACCCCGUCUCCGCCCCCUGUCCCGUUUCUGCCCCCUUCCCUGUCCUCGCUUCAAAAUAACCCUGUGCCUCGCAGCCGAAGGGAAGUCCCACCCCCUGGACGUCCUCUAAACCCCGCCCCCUCGCCAACAUCGCCCUCAACAUGCCCUCCUACCAAAACCAAUCCCCUCCCACCAUCAGACAACUACCCAAUCAAGCGCCUCAGCGUGCUGGAAGAGGAGGAGCCUAACAACCCUGCACCUCCAAUCACGUCUCCGCCCUCUUGGAAGUGCCCCGGAUGCUCCACCCCCACAGCUCCUCCCUCGUCAUCCGCCGGGCGUUGUGAUGCAUGUCGAGGGUCAUGGCCGGGUUCGGGCGCCGACGUCAUCGACGUACUGGGCGAGUCGGUGCGAUUCACGCCGGCGUCGCCGUCCAGUCCGGACUUCAGCUCAUGGGCAUGUUCCAAAUGUACGUUGCGCAACCCGACAGGCGCGGGCCACUGCACGGCCUGCGGAUCGUCCAAAUUGCACGGUUUCUCCGAGCCGUCCAACUGCUCGUCUUGUUCUCGGAAACAACCGCACUCCCACAUGCGUGCCUUUACUUCCACCUCCUCUUCCUCUGUCUCGUCCCCGUCGGCGCAGGACAAGAGUGCCUGUCAGUGGAUGUGUCCUGCCUGCACACUGUUGAACGAAGUGAGGAUGAAGCAUUGCGCGGCGUGUCACACCCCGCAGCAGUACCUCAAUCAGCGCAAAAUCGGAAAGCCGCUCAAACGCCGGGAGAGCAUGCAUGUGGAGGCCCGCAGGCGCACGGAUGAGGGAGAGGCCAAGGAAUUGUGGGAAAAUAUCGUCAGCUUUUGUAGAGAGAACGCAGUGAACUUCGUGGAUGACAGUUUCCCCCCCGGUCCGCGUUCGGUCGGGUUCCCCGAGAACGACAGCGUCCAGCAGCGAAUCAAAAAGUGGCUCCGCCCUCACGAGAUUAACUGCAAUAACUUUAAGGAUCGUGGCGUGAAGUGGUCUGUGUUCAGGACGCCGCGCCCCUCAGAUAUACUGCAAGGCCUUCUGGGAAACUGCUGGUUUUUAAGCGCUCUGGCGGUGCUAGCGGAGCGGCCCGAGUUGGUGGAGCGUGUGAUGAUCACCAGAACCAUAUGCCAGGAGGGAGCGUAUCAGGUGCGGCUCUGUAAAGACGGGACGUGGACCACAGUUCUGGUGGAUGACAUGCUGCCCUGCGACGAAUACGGAUUCCUGCUCUUCUCACAGGCUCAGCGGAGGCAGCUAUGGGUCGCGCUGAUAGAAAAGGCUCUGGCGAAGCUGCAUGGCUCAUAUUUUGCGCUGCAGGCCGGUCGUGCCAUCGAGGGUUUGGCGACGCUCACUGGCGCCCCCUGUGAAAGUCUGAUGCUGCAGGUCAGCUCAACCAACCCACGGGAAGACUUUCUGAUGGGGGCGUCCUGUGGUGGCGGUAACAUGAAGGUGGAUGAUGCUGUAUAUGAAUCUCUGGGGCUCCGCCCCCGACACGCCUACUCCAUACUGGACGUCAGGGAUGUUCAGGGCUACAGGCUGUUGCGUUUGAGGAACCCCUGGGGCCGGUUCUCCUGGAACGGCUCGUGGUCAGACGAGUGGGCCGACUGGCCGCAGCACCUGCGUCACGAGCUCAUGGCUCACGGCAGCAGUGAAGGCGUCUUCUGGAUAGAAUACGGAGACUUCAUUAAGUACUUUGAUUCGGUGGAUAUCUGCAAGAUUCAUCCUGAUUGGCAGGAAGUUCGUCUGCAGGGCUGCUUCCCCUGCCGGGCGAGUAAACCGGUGACUGUAACCGCCCUCACGGUCCUGGAGAGAACCGCGCUGGAGUUCGCCCUCUUCCAGGAGGGCAGCAGGCGUUCGGACACGGCCGACAGUCACCUGUUGGAUCUGUGCAUCAUGGUCUUCCGGGCCUCGUUCGGGAACGGGAAUAAGCUGGUCCUGGGACGUCUGCUGGCGCACAGCAAGCGCGCGGUGAAGAAGUUCGUAGGAUGUGACGUGAUGCUGGAGCCAGGAGAGUACGCGGUCGUCUGCUGUGCCUUUAAUCACUGGCAGAUGGACCUGACGGGCGCUUUGACACCAGUGUCCAGCCCCACCAACGAUCGCAGACCCAGUCAGGAUUUCCCAGGGUACAUCUUGGCCAUCUACAGCUCCAGACAGGUGAUGGUGGAGCAGGUGGAGGCCACACACACCACACUCGCCGACGCCAUCAUCCUGCUGACGGAGAACAAGGGAGAGAGACAUGAGGGUCGGGAAGGAAUGACAUGUUACUACCUGACUCACGGGUGGGCGGGGCUCAUCGUCGUCGUGGAGAACCGUCACCCGAAGUACUACCUCCAUGUGUCAUGUGACUGUACCGACAGCUUCAAUGUGGUGUCGACCCGCGGCAGCCUGAAGACCAUCGACAGCGUGCCGCCGCUGCACAGGCAGGUGCUGGUGGUCCUGUCCCAGCUGGAGGGGAACGCCGGAUUCUCCAUCACACACAGACUGGCCCAUAGGAAAGCGGCGCAGGCGUCUCUGGGCGACUGGACGUCUAGUAAAGCCACACACUCACCCCAGCUCACAGCAGACACUGACGGACUGCACAGACCGCGGCCGCUUUGACACACGCUCACACACACACACACAUAGACACACAUAGACACACUGUCCCGUCAUGAAACCACAGCGUCGAGUUCAGACCCGUGAUGAUGAUGAACACACACGCAGCCACUGAGAGGGACUGGGUGGAACUACUGAGCCAAUCACACGUCUGCUCGCUGAGCCAAGACCCGCCCACUGCAAACACAGCCGCUUUGCGCAAGCACACGCGUGUCAUGAUGAGCUGCAUUCACAUCCAUCCUGGAGUCCGCCGCACCUCUCCUGUCACCAGACUUUACCUUCUACUUUCUCUCCAUGCGUUCAGUCAGACGGAAAAUCUCACCUAAAUAUUGCACACGGCUCAUUUCACCCAGAAUCAAAAGGGAAUUUUUUAUUUUUUUUUUAUCGCAAAAUGAAGCCUGUUUUUGGGACUAUUAUUAUUACGGUUUCAAUUAUAUAUUUUUUCAUGACAAUUAAGCACAUUUCCCCUCAUGUUCAUAUUACUGUAAGACUCAUUUUUAUUCAAUUAUAUUAAAUUGUCUGUCAUGCAAUUCAAUUUUCCCCUAAAAUUCUGUAUUUCUGA
Sinocyclocheilus rhinocerous is the source of this 4683-nucleotide messenger RNA. Its product is annotated as calpain-15-like. The record is from RefSeq and is a predicted model, not a curated record. Gene Ontology annotation, molecular function: calcium-dependent cysteine-type endopeptidase activity. The transcript has 12 exons. Gene Ontology annotation, cellular component: cytoplasm. Gene Ontology annotation, biological process: proteolysis. Lineage: Eukaryota; Metazoa; Chordata; Actinopteri; Cypriniformes; Cyprinidae. The coding region runs from base 726 to 4124 and encodes 1132 amino acids.